AAUAUUAGUCAAACAAAAAUAUUUAUAUAAAGAUAUUUUCUAAACUAUUUCUAAUAUAUGAGUGUUUUAAAUCUUUUAACACAAUAAUAAGUACAUAGUUUGAUGAACGUUUUUUUGACAUAUAUAAAUAAUUUGAUGUUUGAUUUAACUAUUUAAAAUCAUAAAUAAUAACUUAACUUGUGAUUGAGUUCAAAACAAAUUUUCUUGUUCUUACUUUAAACCAGUUUAAGUUUAAUCAGUGAAACACUAUAGCUUCAGUUGGUGACCACUAAAAGAAUGAAAAAAAUAAAAAAAUAAAAUUUCAUUUAAGGAAUUGAAAAAAUAAAAAAAAUACGAAUUUUUGUUCAAUUCGUUCCUUAUCCACAUUGCACAGUGAAAUUGUUUCUUAUAAAUUCAUAUUUCCAUGGAGAAUUUAGAAGAAAAAAGUGGGAUCUGCCUUUCAAUAACUUGACUAAAAUUUCAACAUAACUGGUAUAAAUUUUGAGGAACAGAGAAUUCACCAUAAUGUUUUUCCUUCAACAUGUUCACCAAUUAGUGUUUUAUAAUGCCGAAUUUUGGUUUAAUAAGACAUAAAAUAAUAAGUAUUCGUAAGAUGAUUAUGCCCGCAUGUGCGGGCAAAGCACCUGGUACAAAAUAUUACUUAUGAUAAAGUCCUUGGCGAACUAACGGAGUUCCACAAACUUAAGUCAUAACUAUUUUGGUUUUCCAGCUAGGUAAUUUAACUCAAGGGUGUAAAACUAUAAUGUUUUUUUGGGUUCUAAAUAUUUUUUUGGAUGUUCGAUUAAAGAAUACGAAAUAAUAAAGGUAAUACUGAACAUAAAACAUCGUUUUCGAAAAAAAACUCGAUUGGUUUUAGUUCAUAUAUAUUAAAGACUUAUUCUUGGGUUCACCCUCCACGGUGAGCCUUUAGGUUCAACAACUAGGAGUGUCAAAAUGAGCUAACUUGCUCAACUCAUAGUGAGCUCGGCUCUUUCAUGAGCUAGCUCAGCUCAGUUCAUUUAUUAUAUGAGCUUCAAUAUGUAAACUCGAACUCAGAUCAUCUAGAUCAUGAGUUAAAUGAGCUAACUCGUGAUCUAAAUAAAAAUAAUAAUUAUAAAAUAAAAUAGUGAUAGAAUAACUUCUAUAAUAUUGUUCAAAAUUUGAAUAUUAAAAAAUCCUAAACAUAAAUAUUAAAUACUAAAUAGAAACUAACACAUGACAAAAAUGAAAAAUACAACACCUAAUAUAAAUUAAAUAAAAACAAAACUAAUGAUCCAAAUCCCUAUUCUUCGUGAGAGUUUUGAGUCAAUUCAUCUUCAAUGUAUUAUAUGUAUGUUUUACAUUUUAAUUUUAGAAGAUAAAGAUGAUUAAUAUAGAUAUUAUCUUUUAAAAAGAUUUGGUUUGACAUUUUAAUUUUAGAAGAUAAAUAUGAUAAAUAUAGAAAUUAUCUCUUUUUUACAUAAAAAAUAGAAAUUAUCCAAAUAUAAUAUAUAAAAUAUAUUAUAUAUUAUUGUAAGUAAAAAAUGAACAAGCUCAUGAGUCAGCUGAUGUUCUUUAAAGAUCGUUCAUGUAACUCGUGAUCUAAUUUAAGCUUGAUCAAUAAACUCAUUUAUUAAAUGAGCUUAAAAUAUAGAGAUCGUGCUCAUGAAAAAACGAGCUGAGGUGAGCCAGAUCGUGAGCGCUAGAUCAUUUUGACACCCCUAAAUAUAUUUACUUGAUUGCUCUAAUCAUAAUAAUUUGUGCUUUUAUGUACAAACAAACUGAAUUAAAUCGAGAGAGUGAGAUUGGGAUGAUGACUCUUUAAUUUCUCAAACUGGAUACUUUUAUUUUAUGUAACUAAUAAAUUAUGAUAAUAAUAUAAUAAUAAUAACAAUACUUAAAGGGGGAUAUGCUCAAAAAAGAUGCAUGCCACGUCCUAAAAAAAAUUAACAAAUUAGAUGCCCCUAUUUUGCCACGUUACAUCCUCUUUAUCGACAUGGGCCAAGUGUUUUGAUCUUCUAAAAUUUGGAGGUGGCCCAUUUGAGACCCAUGUUACACUUUCCAACGAAACCCACGCUUUCCUUCCUCAGUCAAUAGUCUCUUACGAUUCCUCUCCAUAGCCAUUGUUCCAUUCUCUCCAAAUCUCCAUUACUUUGCAGUAGCUAUCCACUCUAAAAUCAUUGAUUCUGCUCUUUACACGUUCUUACAAGAUGUAUCAUUUCACCUCCUUUUGUUUUCCUCAUGUAUGAUCUAUUUCUCGAUUCUUAUAUAUACCGCAAUCUACGACUUAUUCAGUCGAAGAUCAAGCUAUGUCCAUGAGAUCUGCUAAGCUGUGUAUUUCACCAACAUCUCCCCGGGUACAGCGGAAUCAGAACUAGGCUUCCGGUUAAUCCGUUUCUGGGAGACCAUAAGCACAAACAGCUAAAGGUGGUUUGCUUAUAGGCUUGGAGCUUCUCCUUACAGGCAAGCAGGUAUCAGAUUCUUUACUUCUUAUUCUAUUGAUCCAAAUCAAUCUAGGUCACAACUUCUUGAUUUAUUGAUUACUUCUUAAUAAAAAUCAAUCUAGGUCACUACCGAGUGUAGUUAUACCGAGUUAUACCGAUUGUACUGAGUACUACUAAGUUAGUUAUACCGAGUUCGACUAAGUUCUACUGGUUAUACUGCACGAUACUAAGUACUACUGAGUUAGUUAUACCAAAUUCGACUGAGUUAGUAAUACCGAGUUAUACUGGAUCCAGAUCUGAAGAAAAACAUACUUUGCAAAGGGGAAACAAGAACAAUAAAAUCCCUAAAUCAUAAAAAAAAAACCCAGAUCUAUAGAGAACAAUAAGAACUCUAAUCAUACAAAACCCAGAAUCUUAAUUUACAAUCCUAAAUCGAAAACAUGAGGACAAUAAAAACCCUAAAUCGUGAGGCACCGCGGAUCUGUUUCCAUUUUUGUCCCCUUCAACGUCGCCAUAUCAGGCUGUGAGGCACCGCAAAUCUGUUUCUUCUUCAGGUUUCCGGAUCUAAUCUUAGAGUUCACUAUCAGAUUUGAUGUUAAAGAAGAAAGAAACCAGAAAAAGAAAAGUUGUAGAGAGGAAGAGAGAAACCAUCGGGAGAGAGAGAGAAAGAAAAGAAAAAAAAAUGAGAUAGUAAAUAAAAAUGAAUCUGGUUUUUAAUAUUUAGGUUUGUAAGGAAGGUUAAAAAUGUAAUCAGCCAGUAUUUCGAAUUAAAAAUAAUUCAAAAAAAAAUAAUAUUUAGGAAGGUAGAGAUUGGACAGAUAGGGGUAAGAGAGGCGUUGACUCAGAAAAGGAACGGAUCAUAUCCAAAAUCAUCACCAUUAGGCUUUCUUUUUGGAGGAUCAGUUGCAAGAAUCUGCCAUGGGUCAACUGAAAUACUCAGUGUUCCUCUGUUUCAGAGGAGAAGAUGUUCGAGUAGGCUUUCUAAGUUACCUCAUAGGCACCCUAAAAAGGAAAUCCAUAAAAUACUAUGUUGAUUACGAGGAGACAAGGGGAGAAGUUAUGGAAAUUUUCUUACGAAGGAUCGCAGAGUCCAGGAUUGUGCUUGUGAUACUCUCACCCAAGUUCAUGGAGUCGGAUUGGUGCAUAGAUGAAGUUCUCAAGGCUCUGGAGACGCGUGAAGCAGGGACAAGCAUCAUUCCUGUCUUCUACAAAGUCAGCGUUGCGGACGUGAAGGGGUGGAAUAUCGUAAAACAAGGAGAUAGGGAUAAGUUCAUAAACGUUACUAAACGUUUGGGAUUGAGAUCCAAAGAUUACCCUACUAGCGAGGCGGAUUUUGUGAACAAGAUCGUGGAGGAACUGGAGAAAGCGUUGACCAAACUGGAAACGGAGGAGGAAGAGAACAAGUUGAAGAUGAAGCAGGCGAUUACUACUAAGAUGAAGCAGGCGAUUACUACUAAUACUACUAUGCCUUUCUUUGGGACCAACAAACGCGUCAAGCAAUUGCAAGAGAAGUUAAUGAUGGGGAUCCCGACCCAUACUCGCCUUGUCGGAGUUGUUGGGAUGAAAGGUAGUGGCAAAACAAACCUAGCGGAGAUGUUCUUCGAGGAAGGAAAAUGUUACUUCCUCAGACAUUUGUUCUUCAGGGACAAAAUAGGUAAGAAUAUGGAGAGUGGUGCGAAGCGCGAUCUGCUCGUACAGCAGUUCCAGAAAAAUCUUUUGAAGAUAUCAAAUACUGAAGAAAAGAUUAAUAGCAAACUUCUUCUUGUCUUGGAUGACUUCAGCGACAAGGAAGAUAUCAUAUGUCUUUUUGGUGACCGUGGAUGGAUUACUCCAGGUAGCAAGAUAGUUAUUGUGGCAAGCGACAAGUCAUUGGUCGAGGGACUGGUCGAUGAUACUUAUGUGGUCCCAGGCUUGAACGAAAAGGAAGGGUUAGCAUGCUUGAGUUAUCACGCCUUUGGAGACGUGAUAACUCGGUACUUCUUAACUCGGUAUUCAUUUUUAAAAACCAGGGAAAUAUACAAAGAUAUAAAAAAUUUAACAAAAUAAAUAUUUGUUACAGUAAUAUAUUAAAGCAAUUCAAAUUUUAAAUUGAAUUGAAAAGUAAUUUAAAUUGUUAAAUGGUAGACAAAACGUUCACACUAAAGAGAGCAUAAACACAAAUAUUUUUAGUUGUUUUUUAUGAGCAACACAUAUAUUCCAUAUCAAAAGUUUAACA
Molecule: messenger RNA, 4617 nt
Organism: Brassica napus (rape)
Lineage: Eukaryota; Viridiplantae; Streptophyta; Magnoliopsida; Brassicales; Brassicaceae
Product: disease resistance-like protein CSA1
Exons: 2
Coding region: 3321-4448 (375 amino acids)
Biological process (GO): defense response; signal transduction
Source: RefSeq, a predicted model, not a curated record